UGCUUUCAACCCCAACCAAUGGUUGUCAUGUCCACUAGCUAUCGACUUUUUGUAAGAGUUUAUUAUUCUCAAAUUCAAUUUCAAUAGUCGUUUAAGUUUCGAAAUGUGAAUAAAACUUGGAGGGAACAUUGUGUUGAAUAAAAUUACCGCUGCGGUACUUUUUUUUGGCAGGUUCUAAUAUUAUUUUCCGUCAUGUCGGAUCGUUCUAUAGCCUCCCGACCUAGCCUGGAGCAGGUGGUGGCAAUUGUAGACUUCAUGGAAAAACACCAAACUCUGGCUCUUGGACUAUUGCGAGGAUUGGAAGGGCGAGAGGAGAGCAAGAAGUUAUGGUUCCAGCUUACUAGGAUAGUUAACGGCAUAACUGGACCUACGAGACCUAUGAAAUCAUGGAUUAAAUAUUGGGCCGACAAAAAAUCCACUGUAAGGAAUAAAGUUAUCUCGGGAGGAGGUGAUCCUAACAGCUUGUGUUCCAAUAUUGAGAAGAAGAUAUGGGACUUGUUUCUAGCAAGUGAUGUGGGUAAAUCUACUAAGUCCCGCAGUUCAGUAAAGCAGGAGUCCCAUUUUGUAGAUGACAACUUUUUCAAUGAGGACAGUAUGGAGCCAAACCAUAUUGAGUCUGAACCAGUCCUAGCCUUUGAGGAGCCUAUGAUGGAUUACGAGGAGCGCCAAGUAGCUGUCAUGGAGAAAUUAGUAAAAGUGAUGAGCGACCAAGCUGCGGCCAUGUCGCAAAUGGCGCACGCUACCCUAGUCAACUCUCAGGCCAUGGAGCGGUUAGCGGAAUCCUCUCAUAUACAGGCCCGAGCACUAGAGCGGCUAGCGUCAACCUUCGAGAACAUAUCGGGCGCGGCGCACGACAUCAGAGGCUCCAUCGUCGACAUCGACUCCACCAUGAAGAGGUUCUACUCCACGUCGCCCACGUAGCACAGGUAUUUGUGAGAUAGUGCGCCGAGGACUAUCAUUUACUAGUCUAGUCACAACUUAAUUAGUCCAUGUCCGCAGACAAAUAACUGUAAAGGCUUCGUCACACAGGCGCGUUUUGCGGGCGGCGCGUAAGCGGGGCGCGCCGCUUUUACAUAUAAAAACGCUUACCCUGCGCUCACGCCCCGCUCGGAAAACACGCCUGAAUGACGGAACCUUAAGCGUGGGUGUAGUAUUUAUAGAUGUAUUUGGAACGGCGCUAUUAUUUGUUUAGUAACUGCAUUGCUUGCUGCCAUGUCACUAGGAUCUGAAAAUAAGAUUCAGAACUCUAUGGGCUCUGAUUGGCUAUGGUCGCUUCUUUCUUGGGUAGUCGGCUCUCUGAAAAAAAUUCUAUUUGACUCUGUCACAAGAAUCCUCAGUCAGAAACUACAAGUAUAUACUGAAUAUAUGUGAUAGGCCUCAAACAACUGUUGAGGUGAGCAUUUUGAGUAUAUUUAUUUUAUCAGAAUUUCUUUGAAGCAAGUAUUGUACAAUGCAAUUAUGGCUGCGUAAAAUAGUCAAUCGUCGAGUAGUUAAUACUCAAUGUAUUUGUAUAGGUAUAUCACAAUUGAAGUGGCUUCGAAACUAUUUUAAAUAAGUAGGUAGGUAUUUAGAUCACACCGGUUACACUCACUUGUAUUUUUACACGAUUGCCCCAAAAAAGGAGUGUAUUGUUAGUCGCUAUUGUUUCGGGCCCAUAUGUCUCAUGAAAGUUUAAUUUUGGAUGCAUUAUUAUUUAACAACACAUUGGUUUAAAAUUAAAUGGUACUUUUUACAUACGUAGUAGUAUUACGUAUAACGUACCUACUACAUACAACUUUUAUACAUGAUUGUUUUUUUUUUACUAAAGCAGAAGUUAUUGCUAAAAUAGUUGUUGUUGUAUUUAUUUAUGCAUUUUAGCCCAAAUGUACACUCAUUCUGUAGGUAGCUAUACAAUUAAUAUAAUGUACAAUAUAUGUACGUACUCGUAGUUAUUUUAUGUGUAUACUUUUGUUAUCUUAAAAUGUAGCUGUAAUGUAAUAGCAAUUUCUAUUUGUAAUGUAAUUUAUUAAGUAUAACUUCUAUUUGAAUAAUCAUAUUAUGUUGCCAAAAUUUGAAAAUAUUUAGCCUUAAUUAACUGUAGGUAUAUUGUACUAUAUUGUAAAUAGUAAAGAUUUAUUAAAUGAAAACAAUUUUUUAC
Molecule: messenger RNA, 2137 nt
Organism: Cydia fagiglandana
Lineage: Eukaryota; Metazoa; Arthropoda; Insecta; Lepidoptera; Tortricidae
Exons: 6
Coding region: 193-921 (242 amino acids)
Source: RefSeq, a predicted model, not a curated record